Boeremia exigua is the source of this 1920-nucleotide messenger RNA. RefSeq lists its product as uncharacterized. Lineage: Eukaryota; Fungi; Ascomycota; Dothideomycetes; Pleosporales; Didymellaceae. Gene Ontology annotation, molecular function: oxidoreductase activity. Bases 359 to 1816 code for a protein of 485 amino acids. The record is from RefSeq and is a predicted model, not a curated record. The transcript is spliced from 2 exons.
GACAAUCUCGUCUCGAAGUUUGGCAUCGUGCACGGACUCGAACUUUGGGAAAGAUCAACCAAUCGGUGGUUUGAUCGUUCCGCCGCAGACGCUCCGCGAUACCCUUGAGUGGUGACGCAACACACUUUUAGUACCAAGAUUUCGAGUUUCAACUGCGACCGCGGAAGCGAGCCCUACCAGAACCUGAUCGGUCAAUACAAUGCACCACGUGCUAGGUCCUGCGUUUGGCGGCAAACGGCCAGCGCGCUAGCCGCCUCGGUUGCACAUGACGGUACCAUAGCUAAAGAUUCGAAGCACCUUCACUGUUGAUCACCGUGAAACUGAUCGCACACUGACAUCCCUCCUGUUCGACGUAAACAUGGCCUGGUCGAGUCUAUUCCGUAGGCGCACUGAGAACACUAGAAGUUCUUGGGCGUAUACAUUCGAGUGGACAGAUGACCACCUCACACCUGCGCAAGCUGAGCCGCUGAAGCACUCGUACGAUGUGCUAGCUGAGGAAUGCUUGAGUCGACUCAAUGCUAUUUCGCCACCUCAGAACGGAGUGUUGCCCAGGAAUAGCAACACGCAGCCAGUUCCCGUUCGGACUGAGGGAACUGAUGAAGAGAAGAAAGAAGUCUAUCCAAUACCACAGCGAGACUUGUACGCACUUCUCAAGGAACACCAUGCAUCAGAUCCCAAGCUCGAUGAGUUGUGGCAACAGAUCAACACCGUGCCGGACUGGGUAGAUUGGGAACAGAUCGAAAGAGGUCAAGAUGUGUUCUAUCGGUACGGGGGUCCAGCACUGACAGGACUUACGUUCCAGUCCUUGCUCGGUGGUAUGGGCGCUGCCCGAGUUGUCGAGACCCUAGCUCGCACCGGAGGCUUCAACACAAAGGUGGCAAGAAGACGACUCUUCGAAACCACGCAACACAUACUCCAGUGCACAAGAUCUCUGGAUGGCAUCAAACCGGGUGGGGAAGGUCACGCGUCAUCUGUCAGAGUUCGCUUGCUCCAUGCAGCGGUGCGCCAACGCAUUUUGAAACUCGCAGAGACAAAGCCGAGCUACUUCAACGUCGAAGAGUGGGGGAUACCAGUGAAUGACCUGGACCAGAUCGCGACUAUCGGUACUUUCUCGUCAUCGUUGAUCUGGCUGAGCUUCCCGCGCCAGGGUAUAUUUCUCAGCAACCAGGAAAUCGAGGACUACCUUGCCCUGUGGCGCUACAUCGCAUAUAUCCUCGGCACACCGGACACUUUCUUCACUUCGACGGCAAAGGCAAAGGCUAUCAUGGAGUCCCUCUUCUACAACGAAGUCCAUCCUUCGGAGAUGUCGCAGACGAUGGCAAACAACAUCAUUCUGUCACUCAAGGAGACGCCGCCAACGUUUGUGUCUGCCGACAUGCUCACUGCGAGUGCACGAUGGCUGAAUGGAAACGCCUUGUCUGAUGCUCUCGGCCUCAAGCAAGUGUCUCUAUACUAUUGGGCACUGAUGGCCGGCCAGUGCCUCUUCUUUGCAGUCUACUGCUAUAUGAAUCGCUUGGUCCCUGCCUGGGACCGCGAUCAUGUCAGGCGGGCAAAGUUGGUGUUCUGGGAUGUCAUAGUCAAAGCGAAAUGGGGACUUGCCAAUGAGGAAACCACGUUCGACUUCAAAUAUGUACCGGAGUACGAUACACUAACAGAGCUAGGGAAACAUGAAGAGCGAAAGGUCAAGAGAUCUGCCAUCGAGUCCAGGAAUCUAAGGACGUUCGCUAUCUUCGCGGGUAUCUCUUUGAUCGCGUUGAGCGCUGGUACAUAUGCUACGGUUAAGGUAGCGUCGCGCAUCCUGGGUACUCUGUGGUAGUAUCGCUACAUUGCUCUUCGGAGAACUUCUCGGCUGUACUGCCUUAAACAUAUUCCAGUUCUGAUACUUCACCUGUUCCUCUCGCUGUCGAUCUGCUAUUCUUC